This is a messenger RNA of Saccoglossus kowalevskii, 1206 nucleotides long. Its product is annotated as tachykinin-like peptides receptor 99D. Gene Ontology annotation, molecular function: tachykinin receptor activity. Gene Ontology annotation, cellular component: plasma membrane. Gene Ontology annotation, biological process: G protein-coupled receptor signaling pathway. The record is from RefSeq and is a predicted model, not a curated record. NCBI's taxonomy places the organism in Eukaryota, Metazoa, Hemichordata, Enteropneusta, Harrimaniidae.
AUGUCAUUGUCUUCCGCGUAUAUCGCAAGUUCGAAUUUCACUCUCAACUCCACACUCGUACCAUCGGUAGAAUACGAUUACGAGUACAAUUGGAACGAAACAUGUCAAGAUUUCAAGCAGCCGAUCAUAGAGACCUUCAUAUGGACUUUACUUUUUGGCGCAAUGAUUAUAACCGCUGCGGUGGGAAACUGCAUUGUUAUGUGGAUCGUCCUCGCCCAUCGCCGUAUGAGAACAGUGACUAACUAUUUCAUCAUUAAUUUAGCCCUCGCCGAUGCCUUAAACGCGAUUUUUAAUAUCUCGUUCACUUUCACCUACGUCCUCCGAAACGAUUGGUAUUUUGGGAAUGCUUAUUGCAAGAUCGUACGAUUUAUCUCACCAUUAACAGUAGCUUCAAGUAUAUUCACUCUGAUGGCUAUAAGUAUAGACAGAUAUAUCGCGAUAGUUCACCCCAUGAGACCGAGGAUGUCUAAGAUCCUCGCCAAAACGAUCAUCGCCGUUGUGUGGAUUGCGUCAGCCGCAAUCGCCCUCCCUUGGCUUAUAUUUACUAAUAUCGAUUUUGGUGCAUGUCCUCCUCCUGCGAUAACUGACACGCCCAUCUAUGUACGAAGAGUAUGUGCUACAAUAUGGCCCGACCAGGAAAAUUAUGGAGAUUGGUACUUCUGGUACAGCUUCAGUUUCAUGGUGGCCACGUACUUCCUACCAUUGAUUGCUCAAGGCGUGUCUUAUAGCUUCGUUGGCAUCAAGCUAUGGGGCAGCCAGGCUCCUGGGGAGAUAUCAAACAGACACAGAGAGCAGUUAAAGGCAAAACGAAAGGUUGUGAAAAUGAUGAUUAUAGUCGUUGUUAUCUUUGCAAUCUGCUGGCUUCCGGUUCAUAUCUACUUCUUACUGGGACGAAGCUACAGCGAUGUAUUGUACAGUCAUCCUAAUGCCCGUGAGAUUUACAUGGCUGUGUUUUGGUUGGGCAUGAGCAAUUCAAUGUACAAUCCGUUUAUAUACUGUUGGCUGAACGAUAGAUUCCGGCGCGGCUUCAGGAAGGCCCUUCGGUGGCUGCCGUGUUUCAAAUGGACGCAAGGUGAACGGGUCGAUUCUCAACGACCAACAACUCUGAGCGGCACGUAUAGCACCAGUCAGGGGAUGAAGUUGAUGAGGAACGGAUCAGACAUGACAACAACGGUCGACGAAUCCAUGUUGGAGAACACACUUUGA